AUGUGGCCAUCAGUAGCCCUCCUACGGCAAGUAGCAGGCCGGCAGGCUCUGCUCAGUGACGUGCACUCUAUGAAGGUACGAGAGCUCACUCGAGCAGUUAGUGCUGCUGUUGGUGGCUCCAGUAGUGCUGCUGGCCUGGAUCGCAGGACUCGUCAUCUUCUACCACCUGCCGACAUGUGUCACCGUCUGGCCUGCUGUAUCCGGGACAGACUCAAGGAAGGGGACUUUAAUGGGAAGGAGAAUCUUCUAAUCCUUUGUCUGAGUUCCUUCGCUAAAAGCUCCUACCGGCACGUUGUCGUCUUCAAAGAGAUUCUGGAGGGCUUGACCAACACUGGUCUGUUGGUGUCACCCAAUAUACCAACGUCGCAUGCUAUUGCUAUACUACUUCAUAUGACUACUAUCACGGGCAGGGAUGCGGCCCUGCUUGUUAGACAAGUUAUUACGUCGAUCCUGACCAACCCUUUACCCCUCACUGGCUCAGAGUUAGCCUCGAUUUUCGUCACAAUUCACAAGGGAGGUUUGAGCGAAAACGACGUCCCUUUGGGCCACUUGGAGGCCCUGGCGGAGCGCUCUAUACGAAAUGGGUGCUUGCUGGGGAUCGAACCUGCGUCCUUGACCAGUCUAGCAUUGUCCCAUGCUAAGAUUAGAGGGAGUAACGCUGCACCAUCUACCGUGCCAGCCGCCAUAGCCACGGAAAUAUCAAGGCGGACAGUUGACCUGUCAGCGCCCCAGAUCGCAGCGUGUGCUCUGGCCGUACGCGAGGCGGGCGAAGGGGAGCCUUUUAAAGCCUGUUUGGAGGCUUUGGGAAAGGAGGUCGAAUACAAACUACUUGAAAUGGACUUUGAUGCAUGGUGUCAAUUACUGCAGGUAAACGAUCUAGACUCUCCAUUAUCCAUCUCAACAUCAAGCCUUGAAGAGCAUGGAGACGUAUUAUUAGCGUUUGCCCCGGGUCCAUGUGCACCGAGUAACUACCAUAAAGUGGCCAACUUGGCCUGUGUGCAUCUCCGUCGGGCCUUUGUGAGUGAUGAUAGUGGAGUGUCCUUCAAACAGGCGGUGGGCGCGUGUUACUCCCUUGCUAAGCAUUGGGACUUCCCGAGAGACCAAGCGAUGGAACUGAUGGAAAACGUGUCAAAAAGCAUCAGAAGCUUUCCCGUCACGUCCUUAGGGGACGCCGGGAGUAUCGCCCACUUAUGGUCAGUGAUGAAGGUCAGCGACAUACCACUCUUCCAUCACUUGCUCUCUUGCAUUUCCUCAACGCCUAGUAGUGAUAUCCUUCCGGUCCAAUUACGGAAGCUGGUCUUGGCCAUACGCCUCCAGCAGGGCCUCGAUGACGAUAUAGUGGGCCGAUUCGUGACGUGGUGUGUCGAUCAGCUUGGACGACAGUUGCCUAUGCGGUCGGUGCCGGACACAGCCAAUAUGCUAACAACAGCUUCAAGGCUUGCUGCUAUUUGUCAUACGAAGGAAUCAUAUGAAGAUCUGAAAGCUCUUUAUAUAAAGGCGAUAGAAGUUUCAAUUCCUGGCAGGGUGUAUACGACACACACAGCCUCAUCGAAGUUACUCAAUGCUGUGGCCCUUCUUGGUGAUGCUGAUGUCGUUUCUGUGCUACUGUCACGUUUGGACGUACCUCGAGAGCACAGCCAUAGGAGCUUCGGGAGUAACCGGUCGGUUCUGUUGGCAUUUGUAAGGAGCUGUUCGCAUUUGAAGCGACAUGUGGCGUUACCUCACGAGACGGGGCUGCAUCUGGACAGCCUUAGGGUGGAUACGAUGAAGCUGAUGAGUGGUAAGGAGGCGAGCAAAGACCCUCACUGUAAAUGUGUUAGCUGCCGUGGCAAGAUGGAGACACGGCAAGGAGUAUUCACCAUCACUCGGUGUCUAUUCGGAACUAUUACUGAGCAUCGUAAGAGCCUAUUGAGGUGGCGGCAUCGAGAGGCUCGUCGACGGCAAAGGCAAAAGCCGGCCAAUUGGUCCCAAGUGCUGACCAACGUCUCGAGCAGGAAGGUCGGUAUGUGCAUCCUGACAGGGGGAGAUGGGAGGUCCAAGGUAAGGAGUUACACUUAUGCUGUGCUGAUGUGGGAAGAUAUGCAUAUGGUCAACUACAUGGGUUGGUGA
Molecule: messenger RNA, 2109 nt
Organism: Perkinsus marinus ATCC 50983
Lineage: Eukaryota; Perkinsozoa; Perkinsida; Perkinsidae
Exons: 12
Coding region: 1-2109 (702 amino acids)
Source: RefSeq, a predicted model, not a curated record